Molecule: messenger RNA, 1279 nt
Organism: Rubroshorea leprosula
Lineage: Eukaryota; Viridiplantae; Streptophyta; Magnoliopsida; Malvales; Dipterocarpaceae
Source: the annotation of a GenBank genome assembly
CCUUCAUCUCCAACUACUUCCAAGUUUUAUUUAGUAACAUCACCAUACCAUACAGAAAAACACUGUCACGAGCAGAAUUAUGGCGCAAGACGAAGAGCAAUUCCUUGUGCCCCGGACGAAACUCGGCAGCCAAGGACUUGAGGUUUCAAAGUUGGGUUUUGGAUGUAUGGGUCUAACUGGGGUCUAUAAUUCUCCUGUCUCUGAGGAGGAAGGGGUCUCAAUAAUAAAGGAUGCCUUCAGCAAGGGAAUCACCUUCUUUGAUACAGCUGACAUAUAUGGCCCCCUCGCUAAUGAAGUUUUGGUUGGCAAGGCAUUGAAGCAGUUGCCGAGAGAGAAAAUUCAACUAGCCACAAAGUUUGGUAUUGCAGGAUUUGACAUGAAUCGGACAAUGGUGAAGGGUGACCCAGAGUAUGUGAGAACAUGCUGUGAGGCUAGCCUGCAGCGUCUAGGUGUUGAUUACAUUGAUCUGUAUUAUCAACACCGGGUUGACACAUCAGUGCCAAUAGAGGAAACUAUGGAUGAACUCAAGAAACUCGUGCAAGAGGGAAAAAUCAGGUAUAUUGGAUUAUCUGAAGCCAGUCCAGACACAAUAAGGAGGGCACAUGCAGUUCAUCCCAUCACAGCUCUGCAAAUGGAGUGGUCCCUCUGGACUCGUGAGAUAGAAGAAGAAAUUGUUCCACUAUGCAAGGAGCUUGGCAUUGGAAUAGUUCCAUAUAGUCCUCUUGGUCGUGGUUUCUUUGGUGGCAGAGCAGUUGUGGAAAGUUUACCUGCAACCAGCAGCUUGGCGACACAUCCUCGGUUCCAUGGAGAGAACUUGAACAAGAACAAGACUAUAUACAACCGAAUAGAAGCACUAGCUAAGAAGCAUCAAUGUUCUCCAGCUCAACUCGCUCUUGCAUGGAUCCUCCAGCAAGGAGAUGAUGUUGUGCCUAUUCCAGGCACAACUAAGAUCAAGAACCUUGAUGAGAAUGUUGGAUCCUUGAGAGUGAAACUUACCGAGGAGGAUCGGGAAGAAAUUUCUGAUGCUGUACCCAUAGAAGAGAUAGCUGGUGAAAGAACUUACAUUAAUAUGCUUCAGAAUUCAUGGAGGUUUGCGGAUACACCACCUAAAGGAUGCAGGGACUCAGGUUAAGAAACCUUGUGAGACAAUUGUACCGCGGCUUUGUAAGGAUCAAUGAUGCUUCUAUCACAGACUCUUAGAUGCUACCCUUCAGUAUUGUAUGGUUUUAUCAUGACUUUUGAUUGGAAUUGCUUGAGUAUUGAAUUACUAAACUUUGAA